Molecule: messenger RNA, 2867 nt
Organism: Nipponia nippon (crested ibis)
Lineage: Eukaryota; Metazoa; Chordata; Aves; Pelecaniformes; Threskiornithidae
Source: RefSeq, a predicted model, not a curated record
CCUGGAGGACGAGAACAGACACGUUUCUGGUGGUGUAGAAGGGACCGAUGGCAAUGCUUCAGAGUGUAGCGGAGACGCAGGAAAGAGAUUCAACCUGUUAACAAAAAAAUUAAGCAGGGGGAAAAUACCAACGGGAAGGAAAAGGAUAUAUAUAUACACAUAUAUAUAUAUAUACAAUUUAGAAGUAUUGCCCACGUGGCCACAAAGCAUGGGCUGUGCUCCAAGCAUCCACAUCUCUGACAGCAGAGUGGUCUAUCACAGUAGCAAAGAGUCUGAGGAGUGCAAUUCCCCUCACCAGACCAACACAACCAUGUCUCAACAGCAGCAAGGCAACCCCGUCCCAGGAUUAUUCAUUAAAUCCUCCAACACAUCCACUUAUAAGGUGAGGACUAAUUCCUCUAAGAAAGACAAGAGGGAGAACAGCCAGAGCAUGGAGGCAGAGACCCAGACCAGCAGAUCCAGUGUUAAGGCACCAGUAACAGAUGUGCAGUUUGGCCCUAUGAGACUUCAUCAAGAUCAACUUCAGGUACUUUUAGUGUUUGCCAAAGAAGAUAACCAGAGUAACGGGUUCUGUUGGGCAUGUGAGAAAGCUGGAUUUCGAUGUAAUAUUGCCAGAACACCCGAGUCGGCACUAGAAUGUUUUCUUGAUAAACACCAUGACAUUAUCAUUAUUGACCAUAGACAUUCCAGAUACUUUGAUGCAGAAGCAUUAUGCAGGUCUAUCAGAACAACGAAACCCUCAGAAAAUACAGUCAUUAUUGGUGUAGUACGAAGGCAUGCUGAUCGUGAAGAGUCAUCAAUAUUGCCCCUGAUCUCUGCUGGCUUCACAAGGAGAUAUGUAGAAAACUCUAAUAUAAUGGCCUGUUACAAUGAGUUGAUUCAGCUGGAAUUUGGAGAGGUGCAGGCACAAUUCAAACUAAGGGCGUGUAAUUCAUUAUUUACAGCAUUAGAGAAAAGUCAAGAAGCCAUUGAGAUCACAAGUGAAGACCACGUAAUACAGUAUGUCAAUCCUGCUUUUGAAACAGUGAUGGGCUAUCAAAUAGGUGAACUAAUAGGAAAGGAAUUAACAGAAGUGCCUAUAAAUGAAAAAAAAGCUGAUUUCCUAGAAACCAUUAAUUCCUGCAUAAAGAUAGGAAAGGAAUGGCAAGGAAUGUACUAUGCGAAAAAGAAAAAUGGAGAUAGCAUACAACAAAAUGUGAAGAUACUACCUGUCGUUGGACAGGGAGGAAAGAUUAGACACUAUGUGUCAAUUAGUAGACUGUGCAAUGACAACAAUAAGGCGGAGAAGACAUGUGAACGUGUUCAGGCUGAAUCUCAGACAGAUAUUCAGACUUGCAGACACAAAGACAGGAGGAAAGGAUCACUAGAUGUCAGAUCCACAACAUCACGAGGGAGUGAUGGCAGCUCACAAAGGCGGCACUCUUCUAUGGCCAGGAUACAUUCCAUGACUAUUGAAGCACCCAUCACCAAGGUAAUAAACAUCAUCAAUGCUGCACAAGAAAGUAGUCCCAUGCCAGUUGCAGAAGCUUUAGAUCGGGUUUUGGAGAUUUUAAGAACCACUGAAUUGUACUCUCCACAACUGGGGACGAAAGAUGAGGAUCCACAUACAAGUGACCUCGUUGGAGGGUUAAUGACAGAUGGUUUACGAAGAUUAUCGGGGAAUGAAUACAUACUGUCAGCAAAACAAACUCAUCAGGUUGCUGGCAGUUUGAUCUCUCCAAUCUCCCUCAAUGACAUACCCCCACGGAUAACACAGGCAAUGGAAAAUGAAGAACACUGGGAUUUUGAUAUCUUUGAACUUGAGGCUGCCACCCAUAAAAGGCCUUUGGUUUAUCUGGGUCUCAAAAUAUUUGCUCGCUUUGGAAUCUGUGAAUUCCUAAACUGUUCAGAAUCAACUCUGAGGUCAUGGUUACAAGUUAUUGAAGCUAACUACCAUUCCUCCAACUCCUACCAUAAUUCUACUCAUUCAGCAGAUGUACUACAUGCCACUGCUUAUUUCUUGUCUAAAGAAAGAGUAAAGCAAACUUUGGAUCCAAUUGAUGAGGUUGCCGCACUCAUUGCUGCCACAGUCCAUGACGUGGAUCACCCAGGAAGAACAAAUUCUUUCCUGUGCAAUGCUGGCAGUGAGCUAGCAAUUCUCUACAAUGACACCGCAGUGCUGGAGAGCCAUCACGCUGCCCUGGCUUUCCAGCUCACCACCCGGGAUGACAAAUGCAAUAUAUUUAAAAACAUGGAGAGGAAUGAGUAUCGAACCCUUCGCCAAGCCAUUAUUGACAUGGUCUUAGCAACAGAAAUGACAAAGCACUUUGAGCAUGUCAACAAGUUUGUCAACAGCAUUAACAAACCCUUGGCAGCGCUAGAAGAAAAUGGGGUAAGCGACACUAAUAAUGGUGAUGGAGAGUCAAUCAAAACUGUUCUCACAUCUCCUGAAAACCGUAUCCUUAUCAAACGCAUGUUGAUAAAGUGUGCUGACAUUUCCAAUCCAUGCAGACCCAUAGAACAGUGUAUAGAGUGGGCUGGACGCAUCUCUGAGGAGUACUUUGCACAGACUGAUGAAGAAAAGAGGCAAGGUUUGCCUGUUGUGAUGCCAGUUUUUGACAGAAAUACUUGCAGCAUCCCCAAAUCCCAAAUAUCAUUCAUUGAUUACUUCAUUACUGAUAUGUUUGAUGCCUGGGAUGCAUUUGCAGACCUGCCAAAUUUGAUGCAGCAUCUGGAUAAUAACUUUAAAUACUGGAAAGGACUAGAUGAAAGGAAGCUGCGGAGCCUUCGACCACCACCAGAAUAGCAAUUAGGCCAUGUAUUACAGUAAGGCUAGCGCAUGCGCUUGGGGAACUUUCAAAUUCAAGAGAACAUGAGGUCAGCAGUUG